UGAAGAAGAAGAAAAUAUGAUAGACGAGCGGACGAACCAGGGUAACAACAAUUUCCCAAACUUUACCCAAACUGUGACCGUCAAAAGCUUUUCCGUGAAAAGUAUCUGAUGACGUAACAAUACGCCGACUACACGUCAUAAUUAAUUUUCGUCUUUAUAUCGUCACAACAGCAUUUGUUGUGGUUAGACACAGCUAGUCAGCAAACAUCAUGGGCGUCUUUCAGAGUUGUCUCGCUAGAAACAAUAAGAUAGGAGUCAUGAAAGAGGAAAAAGAGGUCUACGAAAAAGUAUGUCGUGAAAUGGUCACGGAGGAUAUAGUGGAAAAGAAAGGCGGAGUGGCCUUUGGUCUUUCUUUUAUAUCCGAGGAUCCACCAAAAAUGCCACCUCCCCAACUAGUCGAAGAUAAGAAGGAGGAAUUUGAGAAAUGGAGAGAGACUCAGGAGAAAACACAAGCCCUGAAACAGGAUAGGGCACAUCAGAACAGGGAGGAUGCCCUUACUAAGAGGAAGAUUGAGGGGGCUCACAAAGAAAUGGAGCGUCUAGAAAAAUACCUCAAUAUUGGAGCUGAAGAAUUCUGAUGUGGACUCCUUAAUACUCUUUUUUUUUUUUUAAAGUUGUAAAUCUGGUCAUUUUGUUUGAAAUCAAAGAGGGGAUACCCUAGCUCUUUAUUUGCAGUACAUCGUUAGUUUGGCUAUUAAUAGAUUUCCUUUUUCUUAUCGGUCCCCGGUUUUUUUUCCUUAAUCGGAAAUAUUCAGGAUGUCCAUCUCAGUGGAACAUCUUAUGAUAGAACAUUUAUCUUAAAUUGGUUUCUUUUCAUUUGGUAACGACACAGGCGAGACAGAUCACUUUGUUGAGAUACCAGAGCAAAAUGUCUUCUUUUGGAAGUUCAGGCCUUGGAGAAGAGCCCUUCCUAAAAGAUAAUUAAAUGGCCUACAUUUUUCACAAUGUAGUGCGAGUUAUUUCCCCCUGAUUACAGAGGGCGAGCAGCACA
This is a messenger RNA of Ostrea edulis (European flat oyster), 991 nucleotides long. RefSeq lists its product as uncharacterized. Lineage: Eukaryota; Metazoa; Mollusca; Bivalvia; Ostreida; Ostreidae. The coding region runs from base 210 to 578 and encodes 122 amino acids. The transcript is spliced from 2 exons. The record is from RefSeq and is a predicted model, not a curated record.